AUGGAAUUGUCCGACGACGUCCAAGCGUCAUAUAUCAAAAUCAUCGAUUCUAUCCUAGCAACCAGUGACCUGAACACUAUCUCAGAAAAGCGCAUACGGAGGGGAUUGCAAGAUGCCGUGGACUACGAUAUCACCCCUCAAAAGGCGGCAAUCAAAGUCCUAAUCAUGCAGCGCUUCGAUAUAUUUGCGGAACAGAGUGAGAAGCAGGCAGAAUCAACUCCGGCGGUCAAUGGCCAUUCGUCGAAUGGGCAGCCCGACAUUCCCACAAUCGAGCCCAUCUCCCCCGCCCUGUCAACCUCCCCGCAAAAACGCACACCAGAGCCGGAAAGCGUCUCGGAUUCCGGCGAUAAAUCCCCACCCAAGAAGAAGAGAAAGUCAAACCUGGUAGAUGCCGACGCGAUCUUUGCGGCCAAAUUGCAAGCGGAGGAGAACCUGCGCGCGCGCCCUACCAGGGGCGCUAAUUCGAGGAAGAUUGUGCCUGUCAAGAAAAAGAAGCCGGCUACGAAAUCAAAGACAUCAAAGAAAGUGAAAGCGGAGGAUGAUUCAGAUCUAGAUGCGCAGGACUCGGAAUCCAAAAAGGAAGUAACGAGAACGGGUGGUUUCCAUCUUUCCCGACCCCAAGCCGUGAAGAAAGUGUGGCAAUAUAUCCGCGAAAACAACCUCCAAGAUCCCGCUGAUCGCCGGCAAAUCCGAUGCGACGAUCUCAUGCGAGCCGUCUUUAAACAGGACCGAAUACACAUGUUCACAAUGACCAAGAUCCUCAACCACAACCUCUACAACCUUGACGAGUGA
This is a messenger RNA of Histoplasma mississippiense, 792 nucleotides long. RefSeq lists its product as hypothetical. Gene Ontology annotation, biological process: nucleolar large rRNA transcription by RNA polymerase I; transcription initiation at RNA polymerase I promoter. Gene Ontology annotation, molecular function: RNA polymerase I cis-regulatory region sequence-specific DNA binding. The record is from RefSeq and is a predicted model, not a curated record. The transcript is spliced from 4 exons. Bases 1 to 792 code for a protein of 263 amino acids. Gene Ontology annotation, cellular component: RNA polymerase I upstream activating factor complex; nucleus. NCBI's taxonomy places the organism in Eukaryota, Fungi, Ascomycota, Eurotiomycetes, Onygenales, Ajellomycetaceae.